Molecule: messenger RNA, 1764 nt
Organism: Apis florea (little honeybee)
Lineage: Eukaryota; Metazoa; Arthropoda; Insecta; Hymenoptera; Apidae
Product: trypsin-2
Biological process (GO): proteolysis
Molecular function (GO): serine-type endopeptidase activity
Source: RefSeq, a predicted model, not a curated record
GCCCGAUGACGCCACCGAGGCCUGUCCUCAACCCCCUCGCCCCGACCGGGCAGAUAAUCGGCGGGACGGACGCCCGCAUCGAGGACGUGCCCCACCAGGUCUCCCUUCAGAGUUUCGGCUUCGGCUUCUGCGGCGGCAGCAUCAUCUCGAACGAGUGGGUGGUCACGGCCGCCCACUGCAUGUCCUACCCGGCCGAGUGGAUCACGGUCCGCGCUGGAACAGCGACCAAAUCCUCGGGCGGCAGCACCCACCUGGUCGCCGAGAUAAUCGUGCACGAGAGGUACACGACGAACCGUUACGGCGUCCCAGAGAACGACGUCGCCGUGCUCAGAGUGAAGACGCCGUUCCGGCUGGACGCCACCCGCCAACCCGUCCAAUUGUUCAAGCGGAACGAGGAGUCGGUGGCCGGUGUCGGGGCGGUGAUCACUGGAUGGGGUUCGGUGGUCGAGGGGGGCAGCACGACCGAGGUCCUUCAAACGGUCACCGUCCCCAUCGUCUCCAAGAGCUCGUGCAACGACGCGUACAAGUCGUACGGCGGCCUCCCCUUCGGCCAGAUAUGCGCCGCUGUGCCCGAGGGAGGGAAGGACGCGUGCCAAGGCGACUCCGGCGGCCCGAUGACCAUCCAGGGCCGCCUCGCGGGACUCGUCUCUUGGGGAUACGGGUGCGCCAGGCCGGGAUACCCCGGCGUCCACACCGAAGUCGCCGCCUUCAGCGACUGGAUCGCCUCCAAGACUGGAAUUACCGCCACCGUUCCAUCUUUCGAUAAGUUGAAACGAUAUAUUGCGCGAUCGGCGUACAAAGUUCACUCAACGUUGGUUAUUUUCGAACACGUAAAACUAUUCUAUUUUCGCGAACACUUUAAUGUGACAAACAAAUCUAGUAUUUCGUAUAUUGCAAGCGGGAAAAACGGUGUAAAUGAAAUCGUUUGGAAAAACAAUUAUUUGACGAAGUUUUCGAAUAUCUUCUUAGUGAGAACGAGCGAGCAGAAACUAUCUUCGGAAGAUCGAAUCGUCGAUGGAGCAUUUAUCAACAUCACGAAUGUUCCAUACAUGUUAUCGUACAGAGUAAAUAACAAUCAUGCAUGCGGUGCUGCUAUCAUUGAUAAAGAAUGGGGAUUAACUGCCGCUCAUUGCGUUACUCCAUUUGUCAAUAAUCCGUCAGUUUCGAUCAGCGUACGUAGCGGAUCUAACAGACACGAUUUCGGUGGAAUUAUUCACAACGUAACGACAUUUUCGUAUCAUGAGAAAUACGAUGAUCAGAACAACGAUUACGACAUCGCGGUAUUCAAAGUCUGUCCGCCGUUCGAUUUUAACAACACGACACAACCCGUCAAAUUGCCCGAGAACGUUGAAUCUUUCGACACGAAUUGGGGUUUAAUUGCUGGCUGGGGUUACUUUAUCGAUAUCGACCCGAUGUUGUCGGAAAAGCUGCAAUACGUAAUCGUGCCGAAAGUGAGCAGAGAAACGUGCACAAAGGACUAUAAAGGCAGAUAUGAAGUGACGGAGCGUCAAGUAUGUUACGGAUUUUCACAAGGAGGGAAAGAUGCGUGCAAAGGUGAUUCAGGUGGCCCACUGGUUAAUAAUUCCACUGUAAUCGGUAUUACCUCGUGGGGCUACGAAUGCGGUGAACCAGACUCGCCUGGCGUCUACACCAAUGUAAUCGAUCUACUAGGAUGGAUCAUGGAUAAAAUUAGACCGAUUCAAUGAUUUUUAAUUCGAUCCGGUUUUUCAGUUUGAAAAUAUGAAAUUGGAAAUAAAUAUUUCU